AUGAUUCCAAGUCGAGCUCUACUGUUGCUGUCCUUCGGUGUAGCCGCUCUUGCUGGGCGCUCUUCCAAACCGAACUUCAUCUUCAUCAUUACCGAUGAUCAAGACUUACAUCUAAACUCGCUCGACUACCAACCUGCUGUGCAGAAGCAUUUCGCCCAGGAAGGUACUUGGUUCAAGAAGCAUUUCUGCACCGUAGCACUAUGUUGCCCAUCGCGAGUGUCGCUCUUGACUGGGAAAGCCGCUCACAACACGAAUGUGACGGACGUGUCUGCUCCUUACGGCGGAUAUCCUAGAUUCAUUGAAGAAGGUUUCAAUGAUGCUUAUCUUCCCGUGUGGCUUCAAGAGGCGGGCUACAACACAUAUUACACUGGAAAAUUGAUGAAUGGACACUCCACCUCUACAUACGAUGCACCGCGAGCCAGUGGCUGGAAUGGCUCUGACUUCCUGAUCGACCCCGGAACAUAUGUCUUCUACAACUCAACCAUGACGCGAAACCACGACGUCUACAGAAACUCACCAGGAGAAUACUCAACCGACCUCGUAGCCAAUGCCGCAGUAUCCUUCUUAGACGAAGCCAUCGCAGCACCAGACCGGCCUUUCUUCCUCGGCGUCGCACCCAUAGCCCCCCACUCAGAAACAAUCACCAACCCACGCCCCACAAAGUUCAACCUACCCGUCCCCGCAAAGCGACACGAGCAUCUCUUCCCCGACGUAAAAGUACCCCGAACACCAAACUUCAACCCCUCAAAACCAGGAACAGCAUCCUACUUCUCCACGCUCCGCCCGCUCAACGCCUCAGAAAUCGCCUACAACGACGCCUGGUACCGCGCACGCCUGCAAACCCUCCAAUCCGUCGACGACCUCAUCGAGUCCAUCAUGAACCGUCUGAGCGAACACCCCGAGGUACUGGAAAACACUUAUCUGAUUUAUACAACAGACAACGGCUUCCACAUCAGCCAACACCGGCUCCCACCCGGUAAAUCCUGCGGCAUAGAAGAAGACAUCAACAUCCCUUUCUUCAUCCGCGGCCCGGGCGUUGCCAAAGGCGCAGUGAUGGAUAUCCCGAGUAGUCAUACGGAUAUCGUGCCGACGCUGUUUCACCUUGCUGGUAUACCACCCCGGGAGGACUUUGACGGGGAGGUUAUUCCUGUUACGGGGGCGAUGCAGGAAAGGGGUGGGAAGAGUGAGCAUGUUAAUGUUGAGUUUUGGGGGGAGUAUCUGGUGGAGGGGAAUACGUUUUAUGGGCGAGAUGUGUGGGCGGAGAAUACGUAUAAGACGGUGAGGGUGGUGGGGGAGGAGUAUGAUUUGAGUUAUACGGUUUGGUGUACGAAUGAGCGGGAGCUUUAUGAUAUGAAGACCGACCCCUACCAACUCGCCAACCUCCUCUCCACACCCAACACCCCCAACACCACCACCACCACCUCUUCCAUAUCCUCCUACCCCAUCCUCCCCCUAACCGCCCGCCUCGACGCCCUCCUCCUCACGCUCAAGCGCUGCAAAGGCCGUGUGUGCACGCGACCAUGGGAGAAAUUGCAUCCCGAGGGCAAUGUGCGUAAUCUAAAAGACGCUAUGCAUGAAAGGUACGAUGUAUUUUACUUGGAGAAGCAGAAGAAGGUUAGCUUUGAUGAGUGUGCGUUGGGUCAGAUAUUGGAGGUUGAGGGACCGCUGGAGCCGGUGAGUUGGAGGGAGGAGUGGGAUGAGUGGAGUUGGGUGACUUGA
Messenger RNA from Alternaria ventricosa, 1719 nucleotides. RefSeq lists its product as uncharacterized. The transcript has 5 exons. Gene Ontology annotation, molecular function: glycosaminoglycan binding; N-acetylglucosamine-6-sulfatase activity; arylsulfatase activity. Bases 1 to 1719 code for a protein of 572 amino acids. The record is from RefSeq and is a predicted model, not a curated record. Gene Ontology annotation, biological process: phenol-containing compound metabolic process. NCBI's taxonomy places the organism in Eukaryota, Fungi, Ascomycota, Dothideomycetes, Pleosporales, Pleosporaceae.